Messenger RNA from Mesorhabditis belari, 1518 nucleotides. The record is from the annotation of a GenBank genome assembly. Lineage: Eukaryota; Metazoa; Nematoda; Chromadorea; Rhabditida; Rhabditidae.
AUGGAUGAUAGUUUACCGGAUCACGUCGAUGUGGUGAUUGUGGGCACCGGAUUACCGGAGGCAAUCUUGGCAGCAGCUUGUUCGAGAUCCGGUCUCUCCGUUCUACAUCUUGACAGGAAUCCUUUCUAUGGCGAAAAUUGGGCCUCGUUCAACCUGAACACGUUAGAUGAGUGGAUUGGGGAAAACAAAAAGGAGCUCUCAGAAACGACUGUCAGUGAAAGCAUAAAGGAAAAGAUUCAAGCUGAUGAGAGUUACAUCUCUUUUGGGGAUAAUCGACAAAUUUUCGACCUUGAAAAGCAAUGGACUGAGGACAGUGCUACUGAGAAAGUUGUGAAAAAUAAAGAUGGUGAAGAAACGACGAGCACUUAUCGCGCAAUCAUCGAGAAGGAAUGGAGACGUUUCAGCAUUGACAUUACACCAAAGAUUUUACUUUCCCGUGGAACCAUGGUGCAAACGCUUUGCGACUCGGAAGUUUCAAAAUACGCGGAAUUCAAGUGUGUGAAUCGACUUCUAUGUUUCUGCGAUGGCGACAAGAAGAUUUGUCGCGUGCCCUACAACAGAAGUGAAAUAUUUGAAACCGAUCAACUUAGUUUUGUGGACAAACGCCGCAUCAUGAAGUUUAUGCAAUUUUGCCUUGAAUGGAGCAAAAAUCAAGAUGAGAUGAAGGAUUGGAAAGAAUUUGCGGACAAAUCGUUUAGCGAAUUUUUGGCAACGGUUCACAAUUUGGAAGGUUCAACGCAACGAUUUAUCACCGAUGCAAUUGCGAUUCUCGAACCAAAUCCGACAACGUUAACGGGUCUCCAAGCCGUGUGUCGAUUCAUCGAUAGUGUUGGCGUCUUCGGACCAUCGCCAUUCCUUUAUCCGCUUUAUGGCUGCGGAGAGCUACCACAAUGCUUUUGCCGAUUGUGCGCCGUCUUUGGGGGAUUGUACGCUCUUCAUUUACAAGUCGAUGGAAUCAUCUUAAAAGAAAAUAAAGUGGUCGCUGUGGUUGCUGGAGGGCAGAGAGUAAACUGUGAUCAUAUUAUCACAUCGCCACGCUACGCCCCAAAGAAGUUUGGCACCCUUUCUGGUGAAUUAGUAGAUCGAGCAAUUUUGGUCACAGAUGACACGAUUUUAAAAGAAGAAAAAGAACAGAUCUCGAUCCUUUCACUUGCCUCAAUUUCCCCACCUCAAUGUGCAGCACGAUUAUUUGAAGCCGGUUAUGAAAGCUGUUUGGCACCACGUGGAUAUUAUCUCAGUCAGCUCACGGGCGCUCGCAGAGAUGACAAGAAUUACUUGAAAGAAGUUGAGGAAAAACUCUACGAUAGCGAAGACUCUCCACGAGUUCUGAUGAGACUGCGAUUCGCAAGUGCCGCUGGGAGUUUUCAGUAUUCCGAAGAAUCGCCGACAAAUUUUGCAGUUUUACCUCCACCAAAUGUGAAACUUGACUACUCGGAUGUGAUUAUUUCGAGUCGUGAACUUUUCACCAAAUUCUGGCCCGAUCGAGAUUUCUUGCCACGAGGCCUGCCCACUGUCGAA